UCCCCAGCGCGGAUGCCUGUUGUUGUUUUGGGGUGAAGGUUUGGGGGUGGCUGGGUCCCUGAGGCCAGUGGUUACCAUGCCAGGCUUCUGUGGCAAACAGUCCUUAGAGGGACAGUAACCCCGCUCCUGCUCCCUGCAGGUCCUGGCACCCUUCAGGGUGUGAGCAGAUAGGAUGUGUGGUUUCCCCUGCCCGGGAAGAAAUCUAGGACCUCCCAUGGUGGCUGAGAUGAUAACAGGACCUCUUGGUGUCCGAGCCACAGGCAGGACAUUUUUGGUCAUGGUGAGGGCAUCCGAGCUUCAGCCCAGUGUCCCUUAGCACCCUGGAAUUCCUGGGGUUUAUUCCUCUGGGUUUCCUCUAACUGCCGGCCAAGGAGUCCUCUCCCUCAAAGAGAGGGGCAGUCCUGGAGAAGGGCAGAGGGUGGCGUAGCCCGUUUUCUUUAUUCUUCCCAGUCUCUGCCUUCCUGACUGGGCCUCUGUGAGGCCAAGCCUCAACUCUGAGUGCCAAGCUCUCUGUGGGGUGAACCUAGUGGGCAGUGGGGAUGGCUGGCAUCCCCUCGAGAACAUCAUCUGUCUGCCCUUAGCAGCCCGAGGGGCAUAUGAUUCUCCAACUUGGCAGGAGAGAAACAGGCUGAGAGAGGUCAAGUAACCCCACUCAUUUGUUUAUCCAGGGCCUCUGUGCCAGGCCUGGGACUGGCACUGCCCACGAGGUGAAUGAAAGAGGCUUUUUCCAGGGGAAAGUGCAGUCGUCAGUGCGCAGUUGGAUGAGAACUGCCGGGAAGAGCUGAGGUGUUCCUGCCUUUGAGCUCCUCUGGCCAUGUUUUAAAAUGCUUCGAGUUUCUGGGAGAGACCCGGGAGUGGGCUGUGCCGUCAGGUGACGGCCGUGCCAGUUUGCUCAGCCGCUCCUCUGGGCUGUGGGCUUCACUGCCACACGCAGGCACUUCGUCCUUUCACUCACCCUUGGAGGGAGCAUUCUCCUUUAUUUAUGGACAAGAAAAUGGGGCCACAUAUCUCAUCACUGGGAGAAGUGGAGUUUAUAUUAGGUCUGUCUGAUUCUUAAUAGUAACAAUGAUAAUAAUAAGUUUUACCCAGUAUUUAUUGGAUGCUUACUCUGUGCUGACCAGGGUGCUCAAAACUUUGUAUUAACUAAUUUGAUCUUAGCAAUAACACUACACAGUGGGCACUAUCGUUAUCCUCAUUUAAAACAUGAGAAGUUGAAAGCAAAGAAAGGCUUAGGCAUUGCCCAAGGUUACACAGUGAGGCCCUUGCAGAGCUGGGAUUUGAACAGGGCCAAUUUUUGUUAUUACCUGAAGGAUGCUGGUGUGAUCAGUUGGUUGCAAGAGACAGAAAUCCCCCUCCCCGCCCCCCAACUCUGGGGUUUACACAGAAGUUUUUUUCUUUCUCAUUUGAAUGAAGGCUGGGGGUGAGCAAUGCAGGCGCGUCUAUGUCACAACACAGGGCUUCAAUGUCACAACCCAAGGUGGCUGCUCCAGCUCCACCCAUUACAUCUGCAUCCCAGACAGCAAGAGCCAGGAAGGGAUGAAGAGGGACAUCCCUCCUUUUAAGAACAAUUCCCAGAAGUCUCAGGAGAGCUUUCUGUUUACAUCCCAUUGGCCAGAACAUAGUCACAUGACCACACUUAGCUGCUGGGAAGCUGGGAAAUCAUGUGAUAAGAUGAAAACCAGGGUUCCCCACUGUCAAAAGAAAGCCAGACCAGGACAGUUGCUAAAACAGUAAAAACACAUUUUAUUCAGGAUGAUUGCAAUAGAGGAAAGAGACCUCUAUACGGAACUGAACUCCACAUACGGCCUAGGCCAAGAGGCAGGAUGGGUCUGUGGAUGAAAAAUUGUAGGAGGUGGGAUGCUAUGGAACAUGACGAGAAGUUGGCCCGGUUCCGGCAGGCUCACCUCAACCCCUUCAACAAGCAGCUUGGGCCGAGGCAGCAUGAGCAGAGGGCCAGUGAGGAGGCCCCAGACAUUGCUUCUGAAGAGACCCUGCCUGAACUGCCCCCUGGGGAGCCAGAAUUCCACUGUGCUGAGCGUGUGAUGGAUCUCGGUCUAUCUGAGGACCACUUCUCCCGCCCCGUGGGUCUGUUCCUGGCCUCCGACAUCCAGCAGCUGCAGCAGGCCAUUGAGGAGUGCAAGCAGAUGAUUCUGGAGCUGCCUGAGCACUCGGAGAGGCAGAAGGACGCCGUUGUGAGGCUCAUCCACCUCAGGCUGAAGCUGCAGGAGCUAAAGGACCCCAAUGAAGAUGAGCCCAACAUUCGAGUCCUCCUGGAGCACCGUUUCUACAAGGAGAAGAGCAAGAGUGUCAAGCAGACUUGUGACAAAUGUAACACCAUCAUCUGGGGGCUCAUUCAGACCUGGUACACCUGCACAGGGUGUUAUUACCGCUGUCACAGCAAGUGCUUGAACCUCAUCUCCAAGCCCUGUGUGCGCUCCAAAGUCAGCCACCAAGCUGAGUACGAGCUCAACAUCUGCCCAGAGGCUGGGCUGGACAGCCAGGAUUACCGAUGUGCCGAGUGCCGAGCGCCCAUCUCUCUGCGGGGUGUGCCUAGUGAGGCCCGGCAGUGCGACUACACGGGCCAGUACUACUGCAGCCACUGCCACUGGAACGACCUGGCCGUCAUCCCGGCGCGUGUGGUGCACAACUGGGACUUCGAGCCUCGCAAGGUGUCCCGCUGCAGCAUGCGGUACCUGGCGCUGAUGGUGUCGCGGCCAGUGCUCAGGCUCCGGGAGAUCAACCCUCUGCUGUUCAACUACGUGGAGGAGCUGGUGGAGAUCCGGAAGCUGCGCCAGGACAUCCUGCUCAUGAAGCCCUACUUCAUCACCUGCAAGGAGGCCAUGGAGGCACGGCUGCUCCUGCAGCUCCAGGACCGGCAGCAUUUUGUGGAGAAUGAUGAGAUGUACUCGGUCCAGGACCUGCUGGAUGCGCACACGGGCCGCCUGGGCUGCUCGCUCACCGAGACCCACACACUCUUCGCCAAGCACAUCAAGCUGGAUUGUGAGAGGUGCCAGGCCAAGGGUUUCGUCUGUGAACUCUGCAGAGAGGGUGAUGUGCUGUUCCCCUUCGACAGCCACACAUCCGUGUGCAGUGACUGCUCAGCCGUCUUCCACAGAGACUGCUACUACGACAACUCCACCACGUGCCCCAAGUGUGCUCGGCUCUCCCUGAGGAAGCAGUCUCUUUUCCAGGAGCCUGGUCCAGAUGUGGAUGUCUAGAGCCAUGGGCACCCCUCCCGGGCCUGUCUGGAGCCCACCCUACUGGUCAUUGCCAAAGUCAAGGUGUUUCUUGUGCUCUGGAGACUCUUAGGGUGCAGCUCCUGGACCUUUCCCCACGUUGGGCCAGAGGGUGUAAGCACCACAAGGACCAUCAGCUCUGGGUGCUUGCUGGAACUCAGGGCUGUGCCUGGCUGUGCUGCUGUGAGGGCCAGAAUGUACACCCCAACACUGCAAGGCUCCAUUGGCAGGGAAGUGGUGGAGGGCUUCUCGUCUGUAGCAAGAGCCCCCCCACACCCUUGGGGCCAAGGUUGCUGGGUUUUGGCUACUCCGGAAACCCUGGAGGGCUUCAGGGAAGUGGCUGAAAAGACCCGAGGAUGCUGGCUGCACACCGAGCCUUGGCCUGAGAUCUACCUGCAGUGGCUGGUUUGGGAUCUGCCUGGAGGCUCCCAUCCUCCCAGCCCCUUGUCUCUUUGGGGUCUUCUGGUUGUUCCUGGCUAGGGCUCUUCACAAAUGUCUCCUGAGGGCCCUGGCCCUACCUCCAUGGUUCCCUCUAGCAGAUUAAAGGUUGCCUGGAGAGAACAGGAAUUGACAGGGCCAGUCCAGGGGUUACUGGUUCUUUCUACACAACAUGGAGGGAAAGGGACCACGGAGCUCUUCCCUCUGGUGGACCUGCCAUGGCUCCUGACUUGGCCUCGCCCAGCUUACCUGGGUGCUCUGAGGUGGGUGGCUGGGGGUCCAACCCCCAGGUGUGCCCCUGGGAGCAGGUCCAGGUUAGGCAAGAGAAAUGGUUACAGUAGGCUUGAGUGACGUUUCUGAGGACCAACUUUGCCCCUGCAGAGGUCUGUUCUGUUACAGUGCCUGUGGCAGAACCCAGACAGCUCAGAGACCAUCAGCCAGAGUCCUUUUGGAAGGUGCUCUGAGAUCAGAUGCUGGGCAUGUUUGCUCUGGGGAGCUCCAGGCGGGAAGCCUAGAGCCCAUGAAGGAAAAUGGGCACCAGGUGUGUGAGGUCCCAGCUGACAAAGCACCCUGGAUGGAGGAUGAGGCCACAGUCUUCAGUGGGGGGGCUGCAACUGACCUCAAUGUUUGCAGGAAAGCUCCAUGUGUCAGAGACCCUGCCUUGAGGGAAAGGCCUAUGGGAAGAGUCUUUCCUGCUUUGGACUGUGCUUGGCUGUUACUUAAAGGUGGUGGGCGGGGAAUCCAGCCACUGGGGUCCCCAUCACCUGUGACUGGGGAGCCCAAGAGGAGAGGCCACAGCCAGCAGUCAGCUCAGCUUGCCAGCCAAUGUGAAGGGUGCUGAAGACAGCACCACAUGGUAGCUUUAGAUGAUCCUCUUGCUGUUUGCUCUGACCUGCCUCAGUAUGACAGCGAGAAGUGAACACUCUUGAGGUGGGGUCAACAACGGGUCCUUGGCCUGCCUCUCCUCUAGGGUUGCAGAGAGGUUAAGGGCAGGUGCUCAGAUCUGCACCUUUCUCCCAGCCGCACAUUUCUGUCGUGGGGACAUAAGCCAUUCCUGAGUUUAUGUGUUACAGUCAGUGUCCAGAGAAAAUGUUAGCAUGCUGGCGUUUGUCAAACAGAAGUGGCUCCUUUUGUUUUUAGCUCCCUCAGUUACCUCCUGCCCCAACACCUCUUCCCCAACUACCCCUUCUGGAUGACAAAGUCUCCCAGCAGAAUCAUGUAUGGUCUUUCUGAGUCCACGGCACCGUAACAAGAACCCACUGAGGAACCAGUUUGCACAGUCAGCACCUCAUGGAGGAGCAGCAAGGGACACCCUGCUGGAACAAUGCUGCAGCCACUGUCUCAUUAAAUCUGUGUUCUCUGGACUCUGCUGUGUGUGGUGAAUUGGGGACAAGGCAGGCAGGAUUUGUUGACAGGCAAACCAAUUGUGGGCUGUAGGAAAAGCCCACAGCCUGCCCCAUCCAGUGAGGUUGAAUUAAGCUGGUCUGGGGAGAAGUAAGAACUCUUGAUGUGUGGGAGAAGGUCAGGCAGGGGUGCUAGACAUAGGCCUGAAUGCCGAUUCUCCUCAGCUUCAUUACUCUAUGAGAUGGAUGGAAACACAGACUGUACGUCAUGGGUUGUUUGGGUUCUAGGAGGCACUGAGCGCUGAGCUGGGCAUGCAGAGAAUGCUCAGUAAAUAAAAGCUGUCUUAUUUCUAGAGUCCUCAUGGUGGGAGGAUUGUCUUAUUGACCCAGCAUAACAACAAGAAAGUCACAGGUCUAGCACGUGUUUCAUCUUGCUAGACCACUACAAGGGCCUUCACUGAAACUCAAGGCCAUUCCCAUUACCCUUGGAUUCUAGGAAACCAUGCAUCCCACUGCAGGUUACAUCCAAACCUCUACAUAUGUCAUUUUUCUACAGAGAUAUAGUCUACAGAUUUGACCAGAACCCGGGGAAUCUGCUUGGUAACUGUUUCAUCUGUAUCCAUUUGCAAUCCAGAUAGGCUGUCAGCAACCCUGUUCCUGAAGGUUUGAGCUGAGCCUUGCCACAAAUAGCUAGAGCUCUGCUUUGGAUAUUAGGAGGAGGAUGCAUUCUCCCCUCCCCUUUCAGGUUAUUAAAUAGUAUUAUAACAUUUUUAUGUUGACAAACUUUGAUUUACAGAAAUGUUGCAAAAACAUUCCCAUGUACUGGUCUCCUGGAUGCCCUACAUAUUUACAAUUUGCCCCAUUUGCUUUAUUCUCUCUCCACACACACUUUUUCUCUGAACCAAUUGACAGUAAGUUGCAGAGAUGAUUCUGCUUUGCCUCUCAGUACUUGUAUUCCUCCCAAACAAGGACAUUAGCUUACACAGCUAUAGUACAAUUUUUAAAAGACAUCAGGAAAUUGACAUCGAUAUACCAGAAAACAUGCAAUAAAUCUUGGAUUUUGCCAUGCAGCUGAUAUGUCUCUUUAGCCUUCUUAAAUCUGAAAGGGUGCAUGACAUCUACAUUUUAUUUUUUAUUU
Molossus molossus (Pallas's mastiff bat) is the source of this 6155-nucleotide messenger RNA. RefSeq names its product differentially expressed in FDCP 8 homolog (gene DEF8). NCBI's taxonomy places the organism in Eukaryota, Metazoa, Chordata, Mammalia, Chiroptera, Molossidae. The coding region runs from base 1824 to 3218 and encodes 464 amino acids. The transcript is spliced from 12 exons. The record is from RefSeq and is a predicted model, not a curated record.